Penicillium maclennaniae is the source of this 1035-nucleotide messenger RNA. RefSeq names its product ribokinase. The record is from RefSeq and is a predicted model, not a curated record. Gene Ontology annotation, molecular function: ribokinase activity. The transcript has 2 exons. NCBI's taxonomy places the organism in Eukaryota, Fungi, Ascomycota, Eurotiomycetes, Eurotiales, Aspergillaceae. The coding region runs from base 1 to 1035 and encodes 344 amino acids. Gene Ontology annotation, biological process: D-ribose metabolic process.
AUGCCGGGCCUCAAAGAAACCCCAACCACAACCAUAACCAUAACCCCAACCACCAAAGCAGCCAUCUGCAUUAUCGGCUCUUUAAACAUCGACUUCGUCACCAGCACCCCGCGUUGCCCAGGGCCCGGCGAAACGCUAACAGCAACCUCCCUUACGGUGACAGCGGGCGGUAAAGGCGGAAACCAAGCUGUCGCAUGUGGCCGGGCCUCGUUCACCUCAAAGCACAGCCAGGAUGUAUCGGUCAGCAUGAUCGGCGCGGUCGGCGCCGACGAUGUGUACUACAGCACACUUCUCAAGCCAGCGCUCGAGGCAUCGGGCGUCAACACCUCGCACAUUGAGGAAUCUCCGGACGCGCAAACGGGGUCAGCGAGUAUCAUUGUCGAGGAAGAGAGUGGGGAGAAUCGAAUUCUAGUUGUUCCUGGUGCGAAUCAUGCCGGGAUGAUGGGGGAUGUGGAGCAGAUUGUCACUGCUGUCAAGGAGACAGGGGACGUCAAGUUGGUUGUGAUGCAGGGUGAGAUCCCUCGGAAGACAACACUGGGAUUGUUGGAGUAUUUCAACGGCGGCGUCUCGGGGUCUGAUCGAGCCCAUGUUAUUUUUAACCCGGCGCCUGUAUUCCCGGACGGAAUUCCGAUGGCGGCGUUGAAGGGGACUUCUGUUCUCAUUAUGAACGAGACGGAAGCCAUUCAGAUGUCAAGAUCUAUUGCUGGGCUGCCGAUUGGGGAUGUACCUACCGACUUGGAUGACUUGAAGCCCGAAGAGUUGGCGCCGAGUUUCCAUGAGAUGGCGCAUGUGCAGAUUGUGCUGAUUACGCUUGGGUCAAAGGGGGUUUAUUUUUCGACUAGGAGUGGGAGGACUGGGGCUGUAAAGGGGGUCAAGGUUGCAAAGUUGGCGAGGUUUUUGGCACAGGGUGCUUCGUUGAAGGAGUUUGAUGCAGAGAUUGAAAGUGCUGUGCAAAAGGCGAAUGCUGCGGCGGCGAGUACGGUUCAGCGCCGAGGUGCGGCGCAGAGUAUCCCCUUUGCGUAUGAUAUGGAAUGA